This is a messenger RNA of Punica granatum (pomegranate), 2097 nucleotides long. NCBI's taxonomy places the organism in Eukaryota, Viridiplantae, Streptophyta, Magnoliopsida, Myrtales, Lythraceae. The record is from RefSeq and is a predicted model, not a curated record.
CACGCGCCCAAAGGUAAUCACGGAACUCAAACGCAAUCAUUAACAGAAAAAAAAUAUUAGGGCGCGGCGCCGCAAAUCGGAUUUCGAGUCCGCCUGCCUCCUCUGCCGCCUCUCCGCCCUCAACAGUACUCUUCAUCUUGAUCGAAUCUCUUCCGAGCAAUCGGAAUUUCCAUGACCCUUUUGAGCGCUUGAUUUCGGUGGAGAUUUCUCGGAACAACCGAUCGGUUUGUCACCGGAACAGCGUUGACUCGGGGACAAACACGGAGCAGCCGAUUGAUCGCGUUGUUGCAGUGUUUUUGCCCUUUUUCGGGCUCAAUUCUGCUUCUUUUGAGGUCUUGCGGAGAUUCCGAGAGGAUUUGGAUCAAUUUCGGGAACCUUGUGGGGUCCCGGGAAAGAAUUGCCCGGUUCCCGCCCUGAAGCAUUCUUUCGAGUUCUCGCGAUUCGAGACUGCAGUUGAAGUGAAUUGGGGGCUUUUUGUUGAUUGGAGUGAACUUUCAGUUCGAAGAAACGGGGAUGGAUUAUGAUUUAUCGGACAGUAGCGGAACAGACGAUGACCUUCCUCCUUCCCAUCAGAAUAGAUUCCAAAGAGGUGGAGGACGUGCUACCGGAGAUGGAAGGUCUGCUAUUGUAGGAGCAGCACCAUUGCCUAGGGUUCACAACGAGAUGGAAAUUCAGAUCCACCUUAUAGAGCAAGAAGCUUACUGUUCUGUUCUUCGGGCCUUCAAGGCUCAGUCUGAUGCCAUCACUUGGGAAAAGGAAGGCUUAAUUACUGAACUCAGAAAAGAGCUGCGAGUGUCAGAUGAAGAACACAGGGAGCUCCUGUCACGAGUCAAUGCUGACGACAUGAUUCGGAGGAUAAGAGAAUGGAGGAAAGCCGGUGGACCUGGACCAGGCCUGCUCAGUAAAUCUAAGCCAGUUCAUGACCAAGCUCCUAGCCCCACAAUGUCGGCAUCUAGGAAGAAACAAAAAACGACAGGGACAGUGGCUUCUUUGCCCUUUCCAGCAUUCCAUCCCUCUAUGCAGCCAUCUUCAUCUGCAUUGAGAUGUGGACCUUCCUCAAUUUCCAAAAAUAAGAAGCAGAAAUCAUCAUAUGUUUCCUUGCAGUACCCUUCUGCCGGUGCUAGUGGGAGGGCCCACGGUGCUAAGAGGAGCUCCUUGGGUGCCUUUGCAACAAAUGAGCCUGGUGAGGCAGCAAAUUUCGAUCCAUUGAUAGGAAAGAAAGUUUGGACGAGGUGGCCGGAUGACAAUAACUUCUAUGAAGCUGUAAUUACCAAUUACAACCCAGCCAAGGGUCUUCAUGCGUUGAUGUACGAUAUAAACACCGAAAAUGAAACAUGGGAAUGGAUCAAUCUCAAAGAGAUACCUCCAGAAGAUAUUCGAUGGGAAGGUGAGGAUCCCGGGAUUUCACAUAAAGGAGGCCGUCCUGGACAAGGCCGGGGGCCCAAGAAGCCUGUGGUGCGCGAAGGCAAUGUUGGCGGUGGCCUAGGGAUGGUUAGAGGAACCACGAAAACUCAUCAACCCAAAAAAGGAUUUACUCCCUCACAGAAUGGCAACACCAAGAAGGGUCUAAGUGAUAUCGUAAUACUUCACACAGAUACCCUUAUUAGGGAGCUGGAGAAGGUUCUUAGCACCAGUAAUUCUGAUCCCGCAGAGAUUGAGAAGGCAAAGAGAGUGCUCAAGGAGCAUGAGGAAGCCCUUGAAGAUGCAAUUGCGAGACUCGAGGACGCAUCCGAUGGAGAAAGUGCAGAUGGUGCCGGACAAAGAGCCUGGAGAAAACGGCCAUACGAAGAGGUGGGUGAACGUAGAGUCGAAAGUUCAGUUGGUGAUAAGACAGCGAGGGACAUCUGAUGAUCAAGAAGGCAAUUAACUAAUGAUAUUGUUUAGUUGUAGAAGUAGCCGAGUGACUCUGAUAGGCAAUCUCAGAUUACUUGCUGCUAUUUGUAGCAGGUUUGACUGUUAGCAUAGGCUUCUUAGCCCCUUGUUUUACCCUCCUUGGGUGCUAUGUAAGCAGAGAAUAGCAUAGAUAUGGCUAACCUGCAUUUGUAACUUUGAUUCAACAAAUAAAACUUCAAUUGUAUAUGCUUUUACAUAGUCAAA